Messenger RNA from Populus nigra (black poplar), 2223 nucleotides. RefSeq names its product outer envelope protein 64, mitochondrial. Gene Ontology annotation, molecular function: protein binding. The record is from RefSeq and is a predicted model, not a curated record. The transcript has 13 exons. Bases 126 to 1925 code for a protein of 599 amino acids. NCBI's taxonomy places the organism in Eukaryota, Viridiplantae, Streptophyta, Magnoliopsida, Malpighiales, Salicaceae.
AACUAACUUCCCGAAUAAAAAAUAUUCCCCUCCCUCCUCCUCUAAAACCCUUCAAAAACCCCUCUUCUUCUUCUUCUUCUUUUUUUUUUAAAAACAGCUAAUCAUUUUCUUGCAUCCGAUCAAGCAUGAAUACAGUAAAAGCAAACAUAAAGAACCCAAAGGUGUGGGUAUUGGUGAUCGGAGUGACAGUGGCAGUUGGGAUAGUGGCGGCGGCUGAGACGCGGAGACGGAAAGCCAAAUUUAAAGAGGACUUUGGAGCCUUCGUUCAAAGAUUCCAGAUUCUUUCAUUCCCUCAGCUUCCUCCUCCGGCUGCCAAGCAAACCCUCGCUGGGCUUACUUUUGCCGUCAACGACAUAUUUGAGUUGGAGGAUUAUGUGACGGGUUUUGGGAAUCCAGACUGGGCAAGAACGCAUGAGGCUGCUGAGAAGACAGCAGUGACAGUGACUGCUCUGUUAAAGAAUGGGGCUGUCUGUGUUGGCAAGACUGUUAUGGGCGAAUUAGGAUUCGGGGUGAGUGGCGAAAAUAUGCAUUAUGGAACUCCUAUCAAUCCGGAAAUGCCCGCCCAUGUCCCCGGAGGUUCUUCUAGUGGUUCAGCUGUGGCCGUUGCCGCUGGGCUCGUUGAUUUUGCUCUAGGUACUGAUACAAUCGGGUGCAUUAGAAUUCCAGCAGCAUUUUGCGGUCUCCUCAGCUAUAGGCCAUCCCAUGGGGCUGUAUCUACGAUUGGAGUUUUGCCAAAUUCUCAAAGUUUAGACACUAUUGGAUGGCUGGCACGUGAUCCCUCUAUAUUACUUCGUGUUGGGCAUACUUUACUUAAACUAAAUACUGUGGAACCCAGAAGGGCGAGACGUCUUAUGUUUGCUGAUGAUCUUUUUCAGCUUUCUAAGGUUCCCAAACAGAAGGCUGAAGGUGUUAUUAGCAAAGCAAUUGAAAAUCUAUCUGGAUACCAGCCUCAACAGCAUAUUAAUUUUGGCCAACAUAUUUCUUUGAAUGUACCGAGUCUAAAAGGGUUCCUUGAUCAAUCAACAAACCUGCAAAAUGGAAUCUCUAAUUUGAAAGCUCUCUCUUCUGCAAUGGUUUCAUUACAAAGACAUGAAUUCAAAACAAAUCAUGAAGAUUGGGUUAAAUCAGUGGAACCCAAGUUAGCAUUUGAUGUCUCUGAUAAUGUUCUCACAGCCAUCGACACUACACAUGAGAACAUAAAAGCACUUUAUGAUAUCAGGAAAGAGUUGCGAGAUUGCAUGCAAAUUCUCUUAAAGGAUGAUGGAAUAUUGGUUAUUCCAACAGUUGCUGAUCCACCGUCGAAACUUAAUUCAAAGAAACGGGAUACUGUUGAGUCUCACAAUAGAGCACUGAUACUUUCAAGCAUUGCAAGCAUGUCUGGAUGUUGUCAGGUUACCAUUCCAUUGGGAAAGAAUGAUGGCUGUCCUAUCUCUGUUUCAUUUAUCACAUUUCAUGGAGGGGACAAGUUUCUUCUUGAUACAGUGUUGGAUAUGUACUCAUCUCUUAAAGAGCAAAUCAACUUUGUUUCCAAUCCAGCACCAUUGCAAGACGCUAAUGAAAAUUUUGAUGCUUCAGAACUCUUGAAAGAAAAGGGCAAUGCUGCAUAUAAGGGUAAGCAGUGGAAUAAGGCUGUUAAUUACUACAGUGAAGCUAUUAAAUUGAAUGGGGAAAAUGCAACUUACUAUUCCAACCGGGCAGCAGCUUACUUACAAUUGGGAUGCUUUCAGAAAGCUGAAGAAGACUGCAAUAGGGCAAUAUCACUGGAUAAAAAGAAUGUGAAGGCAUAUCUGAGGCGUGGAACAGCUAGAGAAUCACUCCUCUUCUAUAAAGACGCAGCUCAAGAUUUCAAGCAUGCUCUUGUCCUUGAACCGCAAAAUAAGGUAGCCAGACAUGCUGAAAAGAGACUCAGAAAACUUAUGAGUUGAAAUUUUGCUAAUCACUCCCCAGCUUUACAAAAUGGCAUAGUACUGAAGGGGGAUCAAAGGUCUAUUAUUCACUUUUCCAAUGUCAACCUUUAUGGGCAAAAGAAAUAGAGAGAGAGAAGCAACUCUGGUUUUUACUCCCACCUCUUGCAAGCUUUUUAAUUGAAAAUAAAAGAAAAUUUUGUCCAGUUCUGUUCAACGAAAUUUUGCUUUCCUUUCAAGGUUCUCUUUUAUUGCCCCUUUAGAUGUGAUGAGAAACGGUUUGUGCUGCUAUAAUAGUCCCUCUAUCCAUUUUAUUUUA